CGUAACAAAUCAGAAACACGUAACACCGAGUUACGACACGACAAUAAAUAAUAAAUAAAAAAUAAUAAAUAGAGUAGAAAUAGAGAGUUUUGUCAUAAGAUGAAUGAGCCAGCCGCCAAGCUGGAUGCUGUGGCGGCCGAAAAGAAGCGGAAGUUUAAUAUUCAAGCCGCUGCCUUCUUGGGUUUAGUUGGCGGUGUCUCAGCACUAUUUGGAUUUUCCAGGACGUUAUCAAUAGCCAAGAAAUCGGAUAGUAAGGUGCUACAACAGCAGGGUACUCGCCAGGGUCUUAUAUUAAUGGAUGAGGGCUCGGCCCUAGCCCUCAGAGCCUUAGGCUGGGGUUCCUUAUACGCGAUUAUGGGUACUGGAGCCUUUUGCUAUGGCUUUUGGAAACUGAGCGGAGCCAAAGAUUUUGAAGAAUUUCGACAAAAAAUGGGUCAUGCUUUGCCUCGUCUCUCUAAGGAUGAGCCGCCACAAAGUCGAACAGAUUUUGAUGGUUUGACAGAUUUGAUGAAAUAUUUAGCAGCUUGGGCCAAGGAAUGAAGUAAACAAACUAAACAAUUUGGAGACUGUAGAUAAAAACUGUUACAUAUUUACAAUAGAUUUUUAUUUUAAUUUAAAA
This is a messenger RNA of Drosophila willistoni, 619 nucleotides long. Its product is annotated as transmembrane protein 242. The record is from RefSeq and is a predicted model, not a curated record. The transcript has 3 exons. Bases 100 to 540 code for a protein of 146 amino acids. NCBI's taxonomy places the organism in Eukaryota, Metazoa, Arthropoda, Insecta, Diptera, Drosophilidae.